UUGGUGUUUCUUUUCCCGCCCAAGAGGGGGGGCUAAAGAAACGUACUGACCAGAGCCCUAGAGAGAUAAUCUCUCUAGGGCUCUGGUACUGACUAAGGCUAGCCUCGCGAUAUGUUACAAAAUCACGCGAGAGUUACCACUUGUUUAGAAUUCCCGAAAGAUGGCGGCGGCGCCUCCGGAUGAGGCUACCCUGCAGUCUCGCAUCAACAAGGCCACCAACCCUUUGAAUAAGGACACUGACUGGGACAUUAUCAAGGGAUUUUGUGAUCAGCUCAACAAUGAUCCAGAAGGUCCCCAGCUUGCAACCAGACUCCUGGCCCACAAAGUCCAGUCUCCUCAGGAAUGGGAGGCUAUGCAAGCGCUUCUGGUUCUGGAGACGUGCAUGAAGAGCUGUGGGAAGCGAUUUCACAUUGAAGUGGGAAAGUUUCGCUUUCUCAAUGAGCUCAUCAAAGUGGUGUCACCCAAGUAUUUGGGAACCCGGGCCCCAGAGCCAGUGAAGAAUAAGGUGAUAGAAAUAAUGUUCAGCUGGACAGUGAAGAUGCCUCAUGAGACUAAGAUAGCAGACGCCUAUCAGAUGCUGAAAAAACAGGGCAUUGUGAAGGUAGAUCCUGCACUUCCUGAGGACAAGCCCCUCCCACCCCCAGCACCCAGAGCCAAAAACAUCAUCUUUGAGGAUGAGGAGAAAUCCAAGACGCUGACUCUCUUGUUGAACAGCACUCAACCAGAAGAUCUAAGAGCGGCAAACAAGCUCAUUAAGGAAAUGGUCCAGGAGGACCAAAAGCGCGUGGAGAAGGUAUCAAAGCGACUGAACGCCAUCCAGGAGGUGAAGGAGAGUGUAAGCCUGCUGAGCCAGAUGCUGGAGGGCUACAGCAGGGAGAGCUGCUCCCAUAGCAACCAGGAGCUCAUUAAGGAUCUUUACCAGCGCUGUGAAAAGAUGAGGCCGACACUUUUCCGGUUAGCAAGUGAUACAGAGGACAGUGACGAAGCACUAGCUGAAAUAUUACAGGCCAAUGACAGCCUGACGCAGGUCAUCAACCUGUACAGACAGCUGGUGAAGGGAGAGGACGUGUCCAAGGACGGUCUCACCAUGUCCCCACAGACAGGCGGCAGUAGCUCAGCUCUCGUAGACCUGAUGGGACUUAACGCAUCCGCAAACACAGCACCAUCCGACCCAGAGCCCCUCAGCCUGCAGACCCUCAUUCAGAACAUGGGCAUCAGCCUCCUGGAUGAUGAGCUCAUGUCACUAGGAUUGAAUGUAACGGAGAACUUUGACUCUCAGAACACUUUUCAGUCCUCUGAUGGCACAGAGUCCUCUGCUGCAUUGGGCCCUGCCGUGUUGCAGCCCGCUGUGGUCCAAACAGCGGCUCCACCAGCAGGGGGCCCCGCUGCUCCACCCAAACCCAUAGAAGGGCUGGACCUGUUGGGGAAGACCUUGUUACAGCAGUCCCUUCCUCCAGAGAGCCAGCAAGUCAAAUGGGAUAAACUCCAACCUCAAUCCAGAGUCACUUUACGAGACAUGCAGACCAAGUCCAACGCCAACCCUAAAGCAACCUCCAUCUCCUCCAAUCCUGCUCCUGCUCCUGUGCCCACGUUCAGCCUGGCCGUCCAAUCAGAGCCUCCGGACUCUCUCCUCCUCCCCAAUCUCAGUCUGGCAGUUUCUGCUGACCCCUACGACAACAUCUCUCUAGCUGACGUUACCGUGCCUCUGGAAGCAAUCAAGCCUAGCAGCUUAUUACCAGUGACUGUAUUCGACAAACACAGUCUCCGGGUUUUAUUCACCUUUGCUCAUGACUGUCCUCCAUCCCGGCCCGAGGUGCUGGUGGUGAUCAUCUCUAUGCUGUCCUCCGCCCCCAUCCCCGUCACCAACAUCCGCUUUCAGGCCGCCGUACCAAAGGUGAUGAAGGUGAAGCUGCAGCCCCCCUCCAGCACAGAGCUCCCUGCCUAUAACCCCAUCCUGCCUCCAGCUGUCAUCACACAGAUCCUGCUGUUGGCCAAUCCUCACAAGGAAAAAGUACGUCUGCGUUACAAGCUGACGUUCAACCUAGGGGACACGUCUCACGAUGAAUCCGGAGACGUGGACCAGUUCCCGCCCCCCCACACCUGGGGGAGCCUUUAGGCCGACCUCCUGUCAUGAUCUGCUGCUGCUGCUUCCUUUUAGAUUUCGGUUGAAGUUGUCCCUCAUCGCUGGCUUUGAGGCGGGACGGCCUCUCCCUCACUGAACGCUUUCAAACUCUGGUUUGGUGAUACAAACUGAAAUGAAACCGCCGUGGCUCCAGCUUCUACUUUGUGCCUUCCUUCGCAGCCUUCCUGUCUUUAUUCCAUCAUCUCCGCCUUCCUGUGUUUCGUACAUGCUUUUUCUUCAAUCAUUCCAACGCAAACUGUCAGAGAAAAGAUUCAAUGGGGAAACAAGUGGAGCCUAUUUAAAAAUGAAUGUGUGCAGUUGUCCACAUAGCAAGCACUCCUCUCAGAUGUCGCAUGUCAUGUGAAAUACAUGUAACAGCUGGUGUUUUGCAUUAUUUCAGUUUUUUUACAAAACCCAAUCAACUCUGAAAUAAGGCACAUUCCUACCUUUUUCCAUUUUGGGCUAACAUGUCCCACAAUCAGAGCGUUCGAGUGUUCUGGGUUGCUAUCAUUAUUUUCUUUCCGUUUGUUAAAACCGCUUUUCAGUUACAUGCUUAAAGUGAUGUUUACGGUAUGACCAAGAGCCAAAACACCCAAUGUAUUCAAACUAUGAUCAGUAGGAUAUAUUUAAAUAAAUGUCCUAUAAAAUGGUUUCAGCACUACUUCAGUGUUCAAGAAGCAGCUGCAGCAGCAAUGUAACAGUCAGAAAUCAAGUGGCGUAGGGAAAUGAAGAAACUCAAUUUAAACAUCACUUUGAAUACAUGGCGAUGAUUUUUGUUACUGUUCAGAGUUGAUCUGUAAUAACUGGAAAAGUAUCAACACAGAUGUGUCCUGGGAGCAUACAUGAUAUAUUGGUACUUUUAAAUGAUUGCCUUUGUUGUUAUAUUUGUGUCAGAGCAGGAAAGGUGCAGGUGUUAUGGAAUCCAAACGUCAUUGACUUCAUUAAUUACGUCUGUCUUUGAAAAAUGAAGGGUGCUAAAUCUGACCCCGUUUAAAUGAUAUUUUAUUUUUAAUUUCUGCACUUUUUAAAAAGAUUGGGAAACUUGUUUUGAUAUUUUCACUCAGGAUUUUGAGAGUUAUUUUACACAAAACAAUCGUUCAUGCACUUGUUUUAAUUUUGCACAUGAACCCAUUCCAUAUUUCCAUACAUUGUUUUUUACUGCGGUGUUACUGUGGCUCCACCCAAAGAGGGACAUCACCGUUGACAUCCGGUUUGAUUCUACCACAUGUGCCUGAGUUAUGAUUUUUAUUUUGCUUUGUACAUAUAUGUAAACAAAUGACUCGGUUUCUCUUUUCAAAUGUUCUUAUCAGAAAAUACUUUGUGAAGCAAAUGUUACUGAAUCAUCCUAAUCAUCCACGGUUAUUGAGUUGAUUGGAGCACUUUUAGGAUCAUAAAAGGCUACAAUAAAUUGGUAAUGGAGGCAGACUGGGUCCAACUGAGAGAAAACGUUUCUAAAAUAACACGUGUGUUACAACAAUAAGGAUACAGUAAGAGAUUCAGUUUAUAAAUAUGAUCAAUUGAACAACUACCCAU
Messenger RNA from Gymnodraco acuticeps, 3655 nucleotides. RefSeq names its product golgi-associated, gamma adaptin ear containing, ARF binding protein 1 (gene gga1). Gene Ontology annotation, cellular component: trans-Golgi network. Gene Ontology annotation, molecular function: phosphatidylinositol binding; small GTPase binding; ubiquitin binding. NCBI's taxonomy places the organism in Eukaryota, Metazoa, Chordata, Actinopteri, Perciformes, Bathydraconidae. The transcript is spliced from 17 exons. Bases 161 to 2116 code for a protein of 651 amino acids. The record is from RefSeq and is a predicted model, not a curated record. Gene Ontology annotation, biological process: vesicle-mediated transport; intracellular protein transport.